Molecule: messenger RNA, 1610 nt
Organism: Coturnix japonica (Japanese quail)
Lineage: Eukaryota; Metazoa; Chordata; Aves; Galliformes; Phasianidae
Gene: BKGD
Product: beta-keto-L-gulonate decarboxylase
Cellular component (GO): nucleus
Molecular function (GO): zinc ion binding; hydrolase activity, acting on ester bonds
Source: RefSeq, a predicted model, not a curated record
AUGGGCGGCCGCAGGUUGUGGGCAUUGGCUGCGGUUCCCGCUCGCUGUGGGUCUCCAGAGGGUGGCUCCUGCAGAAAAGCCGCAGUGUCUCGACGUGUCGGUUGUUUCCUGCCAUCCCGUUUGCAGCGUUCCUGUGACAGCUUCCUUCACAGAAGGGAGAAUCGCCCAUAGAAGCGGACGAGCCCCCAGCUAAGAUGGAAAUCACUCUACAUAGACAGCUUGCUUUCUUGCUCUAUUGCUUGUUACAGGCAGAACUUGAGAUCAGUCACUUCUGCAGUGUGUUACACUGUAAUUUCUAACCUGAAGAAAUCAGAACCAAGCAGGCAAUGGCCAAGGUAGAGAAGUUUGCUUUUCAUGUUCCAAGCCUGGAGGAGCUUGCUGGAGUUUUGCAGAAAGGACUGAAAGAAAACUUUGCUGAUGCCCAAGUCACUGUUGUUGACUGUCCUGAUCUGACUCAGGAGCCUUUCAAUUUUCCUGCUAAAGGAAUCUGUGGAAAGCCUAGAAUAGCAGAUGUGGGAGGUGUUCCAUACCUCAUUCCACUUGCACAGAAAGAAAAAGUUUAUGAUCUAAAUACUGUUGCAAAAGACAUAGAGCUUCCUGGAGCUUUCAUUCUUGGAGCUGGGGCUGCUUCAUCUCGGGUUGUUGGUGUAAAUGCUGAGCUUAUCCCUAUUGUGCAAACUAAGCAUGAAAAAAAGCCUGCUAUAAAUGGGAGCUAUGUUGCUCAGAUAAAUCCUGCAGAUAAAGGAUGCCUGCUUGAAAAGUACAGCAGCAAAUACUCAGACUGUGAAUUUGGGCUGUUGGCCAACCUUUAUGCCAGCGAGGGCCAACCUGGUAAGGUUAUUGAGGUGAAAGCCAAUGGAAGAACUGGGGAGCUGAACUUUGUGUCGUGUCUAAGACAAAUUUUAGAGAAACACUAUGGAGAAAAGCCAGUUGGGAUGGGUGGAACCUUUAUCAUUCAGAAGGGAAAAGCAAAACUUCACAUUAUGCCUCCAGAAUUUUCUGCCUGUCCUUUGAACACUGAUGAGGAUGUGAAUAACUGGCUCAAAUUCUUUGAAAUGAAGGCUCCGCUCAUUUGUCAGCCAGUAAUCGUUUCAAGAGAUCCAGGCUUCGACCUUCGCCUGGAGCACACGCACUGCUUCAGCCAGCAUGGGGAGGGCGGCCAUUACCACACGGACACCACGCCGGAUGCCGUGCAGUACCGCGGUUAUUUGCUGCCCGCUGAGCUGCUCUACCGCAUCGACCGGCCCAAGGAGACACACGGAGUGGGGCGGGACUGAGGGCUGCCCAGAUUGUGGCUUUUGGAGUAAAAAUGUUGAUUUUUGUAACGUUUUUAAUCACACACAGCGAUCAAAGCCAAAUACACCAGUCCUUGGAGGUGUUCAAGACCAGGUUGGACAGGGCCCUGGGCAACCUGAUCUAUUAAAGGUGUAUGUUUGGUGGCCCUGCUAGGCAGGGGGUUGGAACUACAUGAUCCUUGAGGUCCCUUCCAACCCGGGUCAUUCUGUGAUAAUCAACUGUCAGCUUUUCAUGCCUGUUCAAGGGGGAAGAUUGAAGUUGGAACUGAAGGGGAAUUGGAGCUGUCAUUUUCACUAAACGUUACUAAUGCUGUA